AUGGCCUCAGAGAGUUUUACUCAAUUUCCAGCCUGCACUCGAGAGCAGUACGUUGAGACAGAACAGAUCUCAGAGCAUGGCAAUGAGACAGGACUCCUCAUCUGUGCUGUGCUGAAAGGUGCUGAUGCAGGAGAUGCAAUCUGCGAGGCAGCUUUCAUUGCUGAUGCUGAGAGACUUUUCAGCAAACAGGACUACACAGUCCACUUUGCUGAUCCAGAUACCUUGGUCAACUGGGACUUUGUGGAGCAAGUGCGAAUCUGUAGCCAUGAAGUGCCCUCUUGCCCAAUCUGUCUGUACCCACCUACAGCAGCAAAGAUCACCCGCUGCGGGCAUAUCUUUUGUUGGGCGUGCAUCCUUCAUUAUCUCUCCUUGGGUGAAAAGACCUGGAGUAAAUGUCCUAUUUGUUACGGCUCGGUUCACAAGAAGGAUCUCAAGAGUGUUGUAGCUAUGGCAACACGUCAGUAUGCAAUCGGUGAUGUCAUUACAAUGCAACUGAUGAGAAGAGAGAAAGGUGUUCUGAUAGCACUGCCCAAAUCUCAGUGGAUGAAUAUGGUGCAGCCUGUUUAUGUUGGAGAUGACCAGCACAGCCAGUAUUCAAAGCUGCUCCUGGCAUCCAGGGAGCAGGUCUUGCAGCUGGUGAUUCUGGAGGAGAAAGCAGCAUUGCUGAAGCAGUAUGAGGAGGAAAAACAUACUCCCGAGGCAUGCUUCAUUGAGGCAGCCAUCCAGGAACUGAAGGAGCGAGAAGCAGCGCUCUCUGCUGACCAGGAUAAAAACAGUGGUGUUGCUGGAAUCAGUGCAGCUGUGGAAGAAUUGGUCCUAGACAGCUCCAAGCCAAUGGAGCCUGCAGUUUCCCAGGAGAAAAAGUGUGAUGUGGAGUAUCUCUCUGCGUUUGACGAGGAGCUUGUGGAGCCUUGCUCUGAUGUAGCAAGUUCCUUUUUGCCUCCUGUUGAGUCAGAAGAGGCAGUGUUGGAUGAAGAGGAAGUACGUGAGGUGGAUAACAUAGAGGAACCUGAAGUGAACACUAGAGGAGAAUCAAAUCCAGCUGAAACAAGCUACCAGGGCUCUAAAGAAACAGUUAGCAGCGGACAUCUUAACAGCUCUCCUUUUUACUAUUUCUAUCAAGCGGAGGAUGGACAGUGUAUGUAUCUUCACCCCGUGAACGUUCGAUGCCUCGUUCGUGAAUAUGGCAGCUUGGAGAAGAGCCCAGAGAAGAUAACUGCAGCUGUAGUGGAGAUAGCUGGAUACUCGAUGACAGAGGAUAUAAGACAGCGUCAUCGUUACCUCUGUCACUUGCCCCUCACAUGCGAGUUCAGCAUUUGUGAACUGGCUCUGAAGCCACCCAUCAUCUCUAAGGAGACCUUAGAGCUGUUCUCAGAUGACAUUGAGAAGAGGAAACGCCUGCGGCAGAAGAAGGCUCGUGAUGAACGACGUCGUGAACGCAGAAUUGAGAUAGAAGAAAACAAGAAACAGGGCAAAUAUCCAGAAGUCCAUAUUGCUUUAGAGAAUCUGCAGCAGUUCCCUGCCUUUACCUCUUGCCAUAGAGAAACUACCAGCACUGAUCAUCAGAGCUUCUGUCUUUCUCCUCUUGGCAGAAGCCCUGUGUUUCAGACAGAUUCUAUUCCAACUCCAUUUUCUCCUGCUGCCAGCCAGGCCAGCCCGUCACUCUGUGGGAGUUUAGAAGAAGAGUCUCCGUUCCCAUCCUUUGCCCAGAUGUUGAGGGUUGGAAAGGCAAAACCUGAAACGUGGCCCAAACCUGCUCCAAAGACAAAGGAUGAGAACACUCUGGCACUCCCUGUGCCAGUGGAGAGCGAUGGAGAAAGUGACAGCUCUGACCGCAUACCUGUGCCCAGCUUCCAGAAUUCCUUCAGCCAAGCUAUUGAGGCUGCCCUCCUGAAACUGGACAAACCGUCCACAGCUGAUCAUUUAUCAGGUGAGGACGGGAGGCUUCCAAAAAUUCUGAAAGCAAGAAAAAAAUGA
Messenger RNA from Meleagris gallopavo (turkey), 1977 nucleotides. The record is from RefSeq and is a predicted model, not a curated record. Lineage: Eukaryota; Metazoa; Chordata; Aves; Galliformes; Phasianidae.